AUGAGGUUAAUUGAGUGGAGUAGGGUUGUUUUCGGGAAUUCAAAGAGAAAGCUUAACAGCAAACUCAAGCAACUAAGUGCACUGCAAAGCUUUAAUACAGGGAACCUAGGCAAGGAUAUUAAAAGAAUUCAAGAGGAAAUUGACCAACUGUUGGAAGAGGAAGAUGUCACUUGGAAACAAAGAGCCAAACAAAAGUGGCUUAAGGAUGGGGAUAGGAACUCCAAGUUCUUUCAUCAUUGUUCUAACCAAAGACGGAAAACAAACACUAUCAAGUGUAUCAAAGAUGAAGAAGGGACUGAAGCUGUCACUCAUAAGGCAAUUGCAAAUCAAUUUCGAGUUUUCUUCAAGGGUUUGUUUACUACUUCCUGUCUUGAAGGAAUGGCAGAAUAUCUUGGCAGUGUGGAGGCCAGGAUUAGUAGUGAUAUGAGCUCAUUCUUAUCUAAAAAAUUCACUGAAAAAGAAGUAGAAUAG
Molecule: messenger RNA, 471 nt
Organism: Juglans microcarpa x Juglans regia
Lineage: Eukaryota; Viridiplantae; Streptophyta; Magnoliopsida; Fagales; Juglandaceae
Exons: 1
Coding region: 1-471 (156 amino acids)
Source: RefSeq, a predicted model, not a curated record